UCCCCGCUGCCUGCCUCGCUCCAAGCGCCGGGUAAACAGGGAAGCAGCAGCUCGGCGGCGCCUGCCAACGCCCCCUCCCUUUCCGAGCCCGGACCGAGCCACCGCGGCGACUCUCUUGAAGGAUGAGGCUUCCGUGUCUGCUCCUCGGCUGCCUCUUCGUUGUCCCCACGCUUCUCGCGGAGGCCAGGACAUUUUUAUCUCAGCAUCAUGCUUCAGAGUUUCUGGUCAGAAAACGUCGGGCAAAUUCCUUUAUGGAAGAAAGUAAGAAGGGAAACUUGGAGCGGGAGUGCAUUGAAGAAUUGUGCAAUAAGGAAGAAGCCAGAGAAGUCUUUGAAAAUAAUCCUGAAACCGAAUACUUCUAUCCCAGAUAUUUAGACUGCCUGGCCUCUCAUCGAGCAGGACUUUUCAGGACAAUUCCAGUGACUUCGGAUGUUCCAGUGGACCUAAGGUCUUGUGUGAAGGCAAUUUCAGACCAAUGUAUUCCUCUGCCAUGCAAUGAAGAUGGUUAUAAAGAAUGCAGAGAUGGCCAAGCCAUGUAUACCUGCGUCUGUAAGCCCGGAUGGCAUGGACAAAAGUGUGAAGAAGAUAUAAAUGAAUGUGAUGAUCUAGUAAACAGAAAUGGAGGGUGCAGUCAAAUUUGUAUUAAUUUUCCUGGAAGCUAUCGCUGUUCCUGUGAAGACGGUUACUUUAUGCUUCCGAAUAAACUGAACUGCAGGGACAGGAAUGAAUGUAUGUUAAAUCAGAACAUUUGUGGGACAGCACAAUGCAAGAAUACUCCUGGGAAGUAUGAAUGUGAAUGUGCAGAAGGCUAUGCCUAUAAUUCAACUACAAAGAAAUGUGAAGAUGUGGAUGAAUGUACUGAAAAUGUUUGUUCUCAAAUGUGUAUCAAUUCUCCAGGAAGCUAUAUGUGCUAUUGUGAUGGCAAGAAAGGCUUUAAGCUUGCUAAGGACAUGAAAACUUGUGAGCCUGUACAAGAUUGUCUCAUCCUGAAUCUUGAAACAAAUUAUGAAUUGCUUUAUCUGGCCGAGAAAUUUAUAGGGAUUCCUGUUUUGUAUUUAAGGUUUAGACUACCAGAAGUUACAAGAUUUUCAGCUGAAUUUGAUUUUCGGACCUAUGAUAAUGAAGGCGUUAUAUUGUAUGCUGAAUCUCCAGACUACACAGCAUGGAUUUUGCUUGCACUUCGUGAUGGGAAGAUUGAAAUUCAGUUCAAGAAUGAAGUAGUAACCAAAGUAACAACUGGUGGCAAAGCCAUUAAUGACGGCUCAUGGCACAUAAUCUCAGUGGAGGAGCUAGAGCACAGCAUCACUGUCAAAAUAGCCAAAGAAGCAGUGAUGAAUAUUAACAGUCCAAGAAACCUUUUUAAGCCUUCCAAUGGCUUUCUGGAGACAAAGGUGUACAUUGCAGGUCUGCCUCGCAAAGUGGACAACACUCUCAUCAAAGCGAUUAAUCCCCGCCUAGAUGGAUGCAUUCGUGCCUGGAACUUAAUGAAUCAAGGGAAUUCUGGUGUGAAAGAAAUCAUUCAAGAAAAACAAAGUAAACACUGCUUGGUAACUGUUGAAAAGGGGUCUUAUUACCCUGGUACUGGAGUGGCAAAGUUUCAAGUUAGCUACAAUAACAGCCUCAGUGAUACAGAAGAUUGGUUAAUAAAUGUCACCCUGACCAUCCGUCCAUCCACAAGCACUGGCGUGAUGCUUGCAUUGGUUUCUGGGGAGACGGUGCCUCUUGCUUUAUCAAUAGUGGAAUCCAACUCAUCGAACUCCCAGGAACUCAUUGUGUCUAUUGAGAAUGUCAUUGUUGCUCGUUUGGAGUCAAAGAGGUUGUGUACCAGGAGAAGAGUGUUGGUGGGACUCAGAGUGAGCAGGGAGCUGUUUGAACUUACAGCUGAUUCGCAUUCAGAUGUCACCUACUUAGAUCAACAGUUUCCUGUCCUGGACAAAGCAAUGAGGAGACCCAUUGACACCUACCUAGGUGGCAUUCCUGAUGUUCCAAUCGAUGCAACCCCAGUGACACUUUUUUAUAAUGGUUGCAUGGAGGUGAAGAUCAAUGACAAGUAUCUGGAUCUAGAUGAAGCCAUCUUCAAAAAGGAUGACAUUAGAUCACAUUCAUGCCCAUUGAUUAUGAAUGAAAUGCAGAAUUCUGAAGCUGAUGAUACCUUAUAAGAGAAGGCAGAUAAUUUUGUACAAAAUGUAUAAAGGUAGAAUAUGAACUGGAAAGAUUCUCCUUUUUAAUGGUGUAUUUUGAGAACAAAUAAAUUGCAUCCUUUUCCAGUAUAAAGGGACAGCACCAAGAUUAAUAUCCCAUCAAAAUAAUCUGCAUCAUAACAUUUUAGUGCAAUAGUCUACCUGUCAACAUGUAUACAGUUCAUAUUUUGUAUUUUACUUAGCCUGUAAAAUAAAAACAGAGAACACCAGCCUGGUUUCAAUAUGAUAUCUUGAUUCUGGCAUGUUGUAGUGUGGUGGUUGUAAAUUGGCACUGAAUAGACUGAAUCAAAAUAUUUUAAUUUAACUUCUAAAAAUUAACUUUACAUCUAGAUGCCAAAAUAUUCUGUAUUUGUAGAAAAGAGCCUACAAGCCCAUAUGGGGUGAAUGUGCCAACACUUAAUCUAGCAGCCUGUCACAGCAAUGAUGGGGAUACAUCACGAGGGUCACAAACAAAUAAUGGGAACACAAACAUGGAGAUUAAAGUACCAGUGGGAUAGAAAACAUUAUAUAUAUUUAUAUUUUUAAAAAAUUGAAUGGGUCCAAACUCUUUCCUAAAGUAGAGAUAUUGAUAGCGGGAGCCAAGACCAACAGUCUAUCAAAUAUUUACAGUAAAAAAAGUAAGCUGAUAUUCUGUUUAAUUCUGCUGUACCUCCUGAGCCAAAAGAUUCUGUUGUGUUGUGUGUUUCCAAUGAUACACAUACAGCAAAAUGUGAUGAAAGAGAUGUAUAUCAGAAAGAAUGAACUCCUAGAUUCUCAUUCAGGCUUGUUCUGCUCUCCAGAUGAGAGGUGCCGAUACUGCACGGUGCCAAUACUGCACUUCUAGUAAGAAUGACCUGCACCUGAGUUAGUAUAGCAUGUCAUCAGAAAGCUGCAUCAUGUUGCCCUGUGAAAGGCUAUUAAUGUUUCCUUGCAGCAUAAAAUUCUAUGCUCAUUUCUAUGUGGUAAACUUAGAUAUUUCUUGAAACCAGCACACUGUAGCCAGAUGAUAAUGAGCUAUAGUUAAAGGACAGCAUAAAAACUGUAAGAUUACUGUUAGUGUUUAAUGAACUGUGAACAUCAAUGAGAUUUAUCUUAAGCACAUUCACAUAGCUCCAUUGAAAUCAAUAAGAUUUUCAAGUAAAUGAAUUUAUGAUUGUGGUAUUGGUGUAUCAGAAUUUAAUGAUCUGGCACCUUAAUCCCAAGGCUCCAGUUACCUGAAAGAUGUCCAGAACAGAACUUUCUGGACUGAAACUAUGCUUAGGACUUCAGCCUUAAUUAGCAGUGCAAAUUUUAUUUCGGUGCAUACUUAGACAUCAGCCUCAGUUUUAGGUUGAAGUCCUAAGAACACUUUCCUGGGAGUUAGCCCUGUGAAUAAAAUGGGACAUACUUCUGAGUAGACCUGUUUAGGACUGCUGCCUUAGUGGAAAGUGAUCACAUUUAAUACAUGAUCAAAACAUACAAGGUGCUGGGAAAUAAAUGAUUGGAUCUUCCCAGUGGCUUUUAGCCAAAACUACAGAUGCAUAGGACUGUGCCAGGAUGGAAACCAUAACUGAAUCUUUUCACUACCUACAUGGUUUCACAAACUGAAACAAGGUUCUUCACAUUUCUGUAGCCCUUUAAAAAAAAAAAGAUGGGCACCCCCUUUUUAUUAAAUGGCCAGCAACAAUUUUGUCAAUAUUGUCAACAAAUUUGUCAACAAUAUUAGAAGACUGAUUAAGAGUGUGUGGGGGUCCAGUUCAAGCUACAGCCCUUUUGUGGCUAUAAUUUUCCUUCAAAAGACUGGCGGAGAGCCAUGAUUUAUCUCAGGUCUAAUUUAACCUCAGAGGUAAGUCUCUCACCAUAAAAAUCAUGAUCCUAAAAUGUAUAGCAUUAACUCCCAGUACCUUUUGAAAUUUGGUCCCCCAUCCUUAUACAAAUAGUAACCUUGCAUGUACAGACACUCAUUUUUCUGUGUAGCCAAAUUGUGCCAAACUUUUUUUUUUUUUAAGUUAGAAAUGAUUUGGCAGGUGAACACUGUGAUCUCCUGGGAGAAAGCUAAACAGGAAAAGAUGAUUGGAAAUGUAGAUCACUGGUAUGCACCUGUUCAGAUCUGGAUUGUUGCUGAAGUUUCUAGAUAUGGAUGCAGUGAGAGUACAUAUUGCAGAUCUGUGCCAGGAGCAAAGGCUAAAUGCUGCUCUUUUUUUGUUUUGCUUUUCCAAAGCCAAGGAGGAUAAAGAAUUGUUAUAUAUAAAAAGUGCAUUAAAACGUUUCCCAUAUUUUCACUUGAUUUCUGUUUUGUUUCCUGUCUUGAUAUUGUAAUGCACUCUAACAAAAAAAAAAUAAAGGAGAAUCUACAAGUA
Heteronotia binoei (common prickly gecko) is the source of this 4519-nucleotide messenger RNA. Its product is annotated as vitamin K-dependent protein S-like. The record is from RefSeq and is a predicted model, not a curated record. Gene Ontology annotation, cellular component: extracellular region. Bases 123 to 2159 code for a protein of 678 amino acids. Lineage: Eukaryota; Metazoa; Chordata; Lepidosauria; Squamata; Gekkonidae. Gene Ontology annotation, molecular function: calcium ion binding. The transcript is spliced from 15 exons.